Oryza brachyantha (malo sina) is the source of this 2548-nucleotide messenger RNA. RefSeq lists its product as uncharacterized. The record is from RefSeq and is a predicted model, not a curated record. Bases 75 to 2138 code for a protein of 687 amino acids. NCBI's taxonomy places the organism in Eukaryota, Viridiplantae, Streptophyta, Magnoliopsida, Poales, Poaceae. The transcript is spliced from 20 exons.
AACCCCACUCGCGACGCAAAGUGCAGAGCCCUUCGCCUUUUCCGCCCGCGCUGCUGCGGCGGAAUCCAUCUCCGAUGGCGAUUCCGGCGGAGGUGCGCCGCUACUGGCUGCCCAUCCUCCUCUCCGCCGCCGGAUUCCUCUUCCAGCUCCUCGUCCUGCCCCACUCCUUCCCGCCCACCCACUACGACGCGCUCGGGAUCGAGAGGUUCGCGCCGGUGGAGAGGGUGGUGGAGGCCUACGAGCUGCUCUCCAAGGAGUGGCUCGCUGAAACAAAUCAACAAACAACUGCUGAUAUUAUUAAGAUCCGUUAUGCAUAUGAGCUGUUGACAAAUCCAAUUUUGAAAAGGGAUUAUGAUCUUUUUGGUCUGGACCAUCAUAAGAAUGUCCUCGAGAAAGUCAAAGAACAGUAUCAAAAAGAGCACUUUCUGAAAAUAGAUCUCCCCUUGUUAAAAGAUUCUUCAGUUUACUCAACUGAUUACGCCGUCAAUGUACUGACCUACGAGUCAUUCAUGCAUACUAUUGCUCAAGAACACCCAUUGCUCAUAAUGGUGUAUUCAAAGGGUAGUCCUCGCUGUGCUCAAUUUAUUGAAUACUGGAAACAAAUUGGCAAUCGACUGGAUGGUGUAGCAAACACUGCUAUGGUAGAACUUGGUGAUGUGCAACUAACUGGUCAUUUUGCAGAACAAAGGUUCUCUAAACAACCAUUUUUCCGUAAUGGUCUACCCACUCUUGUUGCAUAUCCUUCAAACUGCAGAAGUCCAUCCUGUUACAUGAGGUACCCAGGUGAGCUUCUUGUGGAUUCGGUUGUUGACUGGGUGGCAACGUCAGUUAUUGGUUUACCUCGUAUCUUGUACUAUUCCAAGGAGACAUUGGGCCCCCAGUUCAUCGGGAAGAGCAGUCAUCAUAAGGUCAAGGUUAUCUUUUUUUCAAGUACUGGGGAACGUGCUGCUCCAUUCCUUCGCCAAGCUGCCCAAGAGUAUUCGACCUAUGCAUCAUUUGCAUUUGUCUUAUGGAAAGAAGAUGAAUCCCAGAUUUGGUGGAAUUCGUUAGGAGUGGAAUCAGCUCCAUCACUUGUUUUCUUGAAGGGACCAGGUGCCAAGCCUGUUGUAUUCCAUGGAACUUUUACCAAGUCAGAGUUCACAAAAAUAAUAGAGGAGCAUAAGCACCAAGAACUCCGACAGCUAAGAAGCGAUACAUCUUUGGAACUUGGUUGUGAUGCCAGAGGUUAUUCACGUGCUGGAAAUGACACGGCGAUUUGGUAUUGUGUAAUUGUUGCUGGUCGUCCUGGUGUAGAGCUAAGUAAAAGGAAACAGAUUUUGCGGAAGGCCCAAGACCAAUUAUUUAGUGAUGUUGACGCAAGUACUUCUGGGAGUAUGGAUAGUUCAGUUGUGGCAUCAAGUGCUGCAGCUGCCUUAAAAGAUGACAGGCUAACCUUUGUUUGGUUAGAUGGAGAAGUCCAGAAGAAACUUUGUGCCUUCUACCUUGCAACUGAUUACAGUGGAGCCUGUGGUCCUGGAGGUUUUGGAGAUGACAGUGAUAAAUCUGAACUGUUUAUUGUACGUUUUCAAAGAAAUGCAACAUAUGAGGCGUUGAAAGCUGAGAAAACGAAUAAUCUUAUGGAGGCUCUCCAAGGACAGCAUAUUCCUGAUGCCUCCCAGCUAGUGGCAAGGUAUAAAGGUCCGGACGAAAUAGAGGAGAUAAACAAAUGGAUUUCCCAGAUCAUCAAAGAUGGAGAUACUAGGGAAAUACCUUACUUUACUUCAAAGGUACCAGAUCUUGUGCCUGAGGAAACAAAUAAGGAAUGGCUAAAAAGUACCAAAAGUAUCCGCUCAGCAGGGAGCAGCGUAAAACACAGGAUUCAGAAUAGUGGAUUUCAUUUCAAAGAUUACCUGACUGACCCAAGGAUCGGUCCAGCUUUGCUUAUGUCUGCAUGCAUUUCAAUGGGAGUAAUAUGGUUCAAGAGCAACCAACCAACUCAGACCACUCCAGGGGGUGAAGCUCCUCCUAAAGACAAGACUAAGAGGCGUCGUCUUCGUCCGAAGCUGAGCACGUCACUGUUUGGCGAGCCCACGGAGUCUACCGAUCCUGAACCCAAAGACGCUCGUCAGUGGGAGAUGACCGACUCUGAUUCGGACUAGCGAGUUGAACCAUGUAUAACCAUCGAUAGGACUAGAUAAAAACGCUAAUCACACAUCAGAAAUCUGAAAAACAUCGACCAAUUGAUCUUUCGUGUAUCUACCUAGCUGCUUGGAAGUUGACAAAUCUGAUGGUAUCAGCUGGUGUUUCACUUUCACGGCUGACUACUUAUUUUGGUUUGAUCAAUUGUAGAACUGCGAAAAACAUAGUUUUGAUCCCUCUUAGCUUGAUAACUCUCUUUUUGUUAUCGUUCAAAGCUUGAUUGGAACAUGGGCCACAAAUUUACAGGUUCAAUAUAGAACGUAUCUGAAAGUUAUCAAUAGUAUUGAUCACUUUUUAGUUCAUGGGGGUAGAUAUUGCAUGUAUUGAGUGGGUGCUUAACAAAUUGAAGCUACAUUUUCCUUCAGCUUAG